UGGUCCAACAAAGCCAACUACAUAAAAUUUAGAAAUUCCAAUCUAUAAAUAUUGAGCCAAUUCAAUUCUCAACCCUCAACUCUAAUUAUCAUUUUUCAUAUUAGCAAGGCUAAUUAGUUAGCUAAUUACGAUGAGUUCCAUAAGUUUGAGCCAGGAAUUUACAAGUCCAGUUGCUGCAGACAGGUUGUUCAAGGCCUUGAUCAUAGACUCCCACAAUCUCAUCCCCAAGCUCAUGCCUCAGGCCAUCAAGAGCAUCGAAAUCAUCCACGGCGAAGGCGGCGCAGGAAGCAUCAAGCAGAUCAACUUUGCUGAGGGUACGCGUUAUAAGUACAUGAAGAACAGAAUAGACGCACUGGACGUGGAUAAUUUGGUGUGCAAGUACACUCUGAUUGAAGGAGAUGUAUUGGCGGACAAGAUUAAGUCCAUUUCUUAUGAGGUAAGCUUUCAAGCUUCCCCUAACGGCGGAUGUACUUGUAAGAUGAUGAGUGAGUACAACGCCGCCGGUGACUUGGAGAUCAAUGAGGAAGAAAUCAGGGGUGGCAAAGAAAGAGCAAUGGGCAUGUACAAAGUUGUUGAAGCUUACCUCUUCGAAAGUCCCGGGGCUUACGAAUAGUUGCAGCAGCCUCGGCUGCAUUUUCGUGUAAAGUUGUCGCGGGGCGGGCUUAUAUGUGAAAACCUCUUUCUAUUUUCCGUCAUUCUGUCACGGGCUUAUAUGUGAAAAACCCUUUUUAUUCUC
Messenger RNA from Pyrus x bretschneideri (Chinese white pear), 736 nucleotides. RefSeq names its product major allergen Pru ar 1. Lineage: Eukaryota; Viridiplantae; Streptophyta; Magnoliopsida; Rosales; Rosaceae. The coding region runs from base 131 to 613 and encodes 160 amino acids. The record is from RefSeq and is a predicted model, not a curated record. Gene Ontology annotation, molecular function: signaling receptor activity; protein phosphatase inhibitor activity; abscisic acid binding. Gene Ontology annotation, cellular component: nucleus; cytoplasm. Gene Ontology annotation, biological process: defense response; abscisic acid-activated signaling pathway. The transcript is spliced from 2 exons.